Molecule: messenger RNA, 621 nt
Organism: Tinamus guttatus (white-throated tinamou)
Lineage: Eukaryota; Metazoa; Chordata; Aves; Tinamiformes; Tinamidae
Product: ovomucoid
Molecular function (GO): serine-type endopeptidase inhibitor activity; protein binding
Source: RefSeq, a predicted model, not a curated record
AUGACCAUGGCAAGUGUUUUUGCACUGCUCUCUCUUGCACUUUGCUGCUUCCCAGAUACUGCUUUUGGGGUUGAGGUGGACUGCAGUAGAUAUCCCAACACUACAAAUGACGAAGGCAAAGAGGUGCCACUCUGCCCUAAGGCCCCUAGCCCUGUCUGCGGUUCUAACGGAGUCACUUACAGCAGUGAAUGCCUGCUGUGUGCCUACAACGUUGAAUAUGGAACCAACAUCAACAAAGACCAUGAUGGGGAAUGCAAGGUAAGUGACAUGCAAGUGGACUGCAGUAAAUAUUCCAACGUUACAGAUGAGGAUGGCAAAGAGGUGCCAAGGUGCAACAAAAUCUACAACCCCGUCUGCGGUACUGAUGGAGUCACUUACGACAACGAAUGUGUGCUGUGUGCUCACAACGUAGAAAAGGGUGCCAGUGUUGGCAAGAAGUUCGAUGGUGAUUGCAAGAAGCAAUCUGUUACUGUUGACUGCAGUGGCUACCCUAAACCAGCCUGUACAGCUGAGUAUUUCCCUCUGUGUGGCUCUGACAACCAAACAUACAGCAAUAAAUGUGCAUUCUGCAAUGCUGCUGUGGAGAAAAAUGUGACUCUAAGCCAUUUUGGAGAAUGCUAA